UAAACAUAUCUAACAUCAUUUUAUAUAGCAGGUUUUUUUGCAUUAAUUUACUAUUUAAAUUUUGCACCACCUCAACAGAAGCGUCCACAAACACGCCAAUUAAUUAAGGUGUCAGGCUUUUUUUAUGAGGUAGGUUUAAAAUAGCAAUGAAUUGCUCAACCAGAUCCACCUUCCUGAACACCCGCCUCCUGAGAGUGGUGCUGGGAUCGUCGCCCUGAUCGCCAGUCAGACGGACAGAGAUGAGUUCUGUGCAGGAGGUAAACCCAAGGGUCCGGGUGAUCAGAGACCCAGUGAACCUGCAGAGUCUGGCUGCACAGAUCUCACAGCAGAUUGCACAGGGUGAGCAGAAAGCUUUUACAAAGGUAAUUGAUCUUAGCUCCUGUGAUCCCCACCGGACAGGGUUGCCACCCAUCUCCUUUGUUCGCCAGGUCUUAUCACUGUGUUGUUACCCGGAGCUCCUCAAAGAAGACAGCUUUCCUCUGGACGUCAAACAGAAGACACAGAAGCUUCUGGAAGCCUGUAAUGGAGGCAGCAUUGGUUCAUAUUCUUCCUCUACUGUUGGGUUACCUCCAAUCCAAAGAUCUGUUGCUGAGUUUCUCACAAGAAGAGAUGGUGGGAUAAAUUCAAAUCCAGAGGACAUCAUCUUCUCCUCCGGCUCACAGAAGACUUUGGCGAUGAUGAUACAUUUGCUGUCACGUGAGGAUGGACAGACUGAGACUGGUGUGUUGGCCCCCCUGCCAUGUCCACACACAUUACCCAUGCUGCUGGAUGAAGUGGGGGUGAAACUGGUGCCCUACAGGCUGACGGAGGAGCGAGGAUGGGCCGUAGACCUGGAAGAGCUGCACCGAGUCCUAAUGACCGCUAGGAGGCAGUGUGAUCCCAGAGCCAUUUACGUCGGUAACCCGGGAAACCCAACAGGUCAUGUGCAAGACAGAGAAACAAUAGAAAAAAUGAUUCACUUCGCAGCAUCGGAGCGACUUGUUUUGCUAGUUGAAGAAGUUUACCAGGACAGUGUGUUUGGACAGGACAAAGAGUUUCUCUCAUAUAAAAAGGUCCUGUUUGAGAUGGGCGUUUCCUACUCAGAGACAGUGGAGAUGGUGUCAUUCCACUCAAUAUCGACAGCCACAAUGGGAGAGUGUGGUCUGAGAGGAGGCUAUAUGGAGUUAAUCAACCUGGAUCCAGCAGUGAAAAAGAUUUUAUUCCAAUAUCCGUCCAGCGCUUCCAUUUUACCACAGUUGGCGAUUGAGAUCAUGGUCAAUCCACCUGCACCUGGAGAUGCUUCGUAUGAAAAAUACACACAGGAGAUUCUUGUGAGAGCAGAAACACUCUCCCAGAAUGCAGGACGAGCAUGCAAGCUUCUGAACGCCCUACCAGGGAUGAGCUGCCAGCCGGCGAUGGGAGGAGUCUUCCUAUAUCCUCACCUGCAUUUACCUGCUGAAAUCAUUGAAGAGGCUAAGAUGUUACGACUGUCAGCAGAUGUUCUGUACUGUCGGAGGUUACUGGAGGAAGAAGGUAUUUGUUUGGGGCCUGGCUGUGAAAACGGACACAUUGAUGAAAACUUUCACAUCAGGCUUUGUGUUUUAGCGCCUCCUGCUGUCCUGGAGGAUGUCCUGACGCGUCUUUGUUCUUUUCACCAUCGUCUCCUCAGCGGACCAGACUGAUGAAAUUUGAAGGAUACAAAGAGAAAAAGAAUCUUUUAAAACUUUUAGUGAAAAAAGGUUUCCAAAACUAUGGAAACCAUGGAAUCCCUGCUAUCAAUAUUUUCAGAUACACAUAUUAUGAUAAUGAGGUAAUUAUGUCAUAGAAUAAAAUCAGCACUUUUGUCACUGCUGCAUUUGUCUUGGGGAACAAAUAAAAUUGUCCACUUAGAUUUACUUUUAAACAAUAAAUAAACACAACUUCAAUUUUAAAUUGUUGAGACGUAUAAUUGUUUUAUUUUAAAAACGCUGAAUGUAAAUGCAAAAUAAAAAACAACAACCUAUUGUUCUCCUGUGGGAGGAGACUCCAGGGCAAGACCUGCUUACGCUUGAGGAACGUUUUAUCCCUUCUAGCUUGGAAACAUCUCAAGGUCACCCAGGAUGAGCCCCAGAGUGUCGCCAGGGGAAUGUUUGGGUUUCCCCCCAGAACCUGUUACCCUUGUGACCCAAUAUUGGAUAUGCAGAAAACAGUGAAUUGUUGGUUAGAACAUCUCUGCAGAUAAUGGCUUCAGUGCAUACAAAGCAAAAAAAGUUAUCAAGUUACAAAGCAAAA
Messenger RNA from Poecilia latipinna (sailfin molly), 2250 nucleotides. RefSeq names its product alanine aminotransferase 2-like. Lineage: Eukaryota; Metazoa; Chordata; Actinopteri; Cyprinodontiformes; Poeciliidae. The transcript is spliced from 11 exons. The record is from RefSeq and is a predicted model, not a curated record. The coding region runs from base 240 to 1661 and encodes 473 amino acids. Gene Ontology annotation, biological process: biosynthetic process. Gene Ontology annotation, molecular function: pyridoxal phosphate binding; transaminase activity.